Messenger RNA from Plasmodium knowlesi strain H, 1848 nucleotides. Its product is annotated as conserved Plasmodium protein, unknown function. The record is from RefSeq and is a predicted model, not a curated record. Lineage: Eukaryota; Apicomplexa; Aconoidasida; Haemosporida; Plasmodiidae. The transcript has a single exon. Bases 1 to 1848 code for a protein of 615 amino acids.
AUGGAGGCGCAGAAGAGGGAGAGCAGCGUGGAGCUAAUCUGCACGGAGAGGCCCGGGUGGGACCCCCUGGACGCUGCAGAGCACAGGGAUAGCCACAAGGACAGGAAAGAGCUCCUGCUGAGGGAGCUGCACAACAUAAAAACAAACCUAUUCGACAAUUCGCCCUUCUCAAGUUAUAUCCAUUUUUAUGAAAUAUACAAGAACCUGAAAUGUAUAGUGAAAUAUGAGAACGAGGUGCCAAAGGGGACUUGGUUUCUUAACCCGAUUGGGAAAAGUAAAACAUACCUCCUUUACCUUGCGUAUAUUCUUUUUUUACUGUUAUGUAUAUGCCUGUUAUUUCGCGUGCAGACAAUGGUUAGAUUUCCGUGGGGUGCCAACACACAUUAUCACCCGUGUGAAAUUCAUUUCCACGUUUUCUCCACGUUUUCCGUUUUGGCCUAUUGCCUGCUAAAUUUAUAUAUCAUUUUUCUUACAUACAAAACGUUUCUCCACCAUGUGGAUGUGAUGUGCCUAAUCAUCCUGCAAAUGUUGUACAAUGUGUACAUACGAGAGAAAAACAAAGAAAUUUAUCGGAACACAGAAACUCUCAUCGAGGGGUGUAAAAAGAUGUUUAGCCACUUGGACAGGAAAUUUGACCACAUGGUGCUACUCCACGCUGAUGAAGUUUUCAACAAAUUUACACACAUAUUCAAGUAUAUAAGUAGGAACAGCUACACGAAGUGGGGGGAAAUCGGUACACCAACGAAAUGUGGCGAGCUCCUCAAGGAAAUUGGGCACCCGAGGGAGAAGGCGGAAAGAGGAAAGAGGGCCAGGGGGGUACCGAAGAAAUCAACCUCUGAUAACCAGGCAUGGGAGAGUAACCUCCUCCGCAACAACGGGUUAUGGAGCAAUCCACACACAGAUAAAGACGCCGCGUUGGCCCCCACAAAGCGUGCAGUUUCCGUAAUUAUAAAUAACGAUGAUUUAUACGAAGAAUUGAAUAUUCCCCCAGGGGGAGACAUCCCCAAUUACCACUGUGUGGAAAUGGACAGAAAAAAUAUUUUCAACAUUUUUGGAAACUCAAUUUAUUCAAACAUUUACAAUAUUAGCAAUUACAUGAAGUAUAAUCAAAACUACAUCCACUCAUUAAUGAUCCAGAAAUGUAGCGAUAAAAUAAAUUACAUCAAAUACAUUUUUUUCUUCAUUCCCUACGUAAUUAAUUUGUGUGUAAAUUUACUUAUAAAUUUUUACAUCCUUUUCUCCGUUUAUUAUUACAACAAUGCCGUUCCUUUGGUCCCACCUUACGAGCUAGCCAAAAUGCAUAUUUUAAAUUUGCGAAAUUAUAAAGGCAUAUAUUACAUUCUGUUCAUAUUUUUUUUUAAUUUUUUUUUUUUUUUAUAUGCUCUCUUCCUUUCCAAAUUAAAUAUCAUACAGGUCUUCCUCAACCAGAUUUACAAGAAUUGCAAAUACGAGUCCAUUUACUACUGCGAACAUGUCAUGAAUGAGAUUUAUGAAAACUGCAUUUUUUCCCACAUUGUACAGAUAGUACUGAACAGAAAGGGCGCCAACAGGGUGAGUCAUGAAGGGGCCAAAGGAGACGCCCUUUUGGAGAAGGUACCUAACCAGGCAAGGUGGAAAGGCCUAUCCCCAGACGCUUCUCAAGAUUACCAUGUCGAGGUCCAUAACCCAAGCGGAGCUCCGAACGAUGUUGGUUACACCCUCCAGAAGAAGAAUCCGAAUGUCCACAGGAACAAAUCCCACGACAUUAACUUUCGAACGUGUCAAGAGGUAGAUUCCUUUUUUGGUAACAAGGAUUCCCACCGGGAGUAUGACCACUCUGAGUGCACUAAGUAUUUCAGCAUGAGUUAG